Symbiodinium sp. CCMP2456 is the source of this 231-nucleotide messenger RNA. The record is from the annotation of a GenBank genome assembly. Lineage: Eukaryota; Dinophyceae; Suessiales; Symbiodiniaceae.
AUGAAGAAACAACCUGGGCUGUCCUUCGGCAGUGCGCUACAUGUUGGCGACGGCGUGAAUUCCCUGUGCUUGGUAUGUAGCUAUCACAAGCCUCCGCUUCGGACCUGCAGUAAAGGGGCCUUUUGCGAUUUCUGCCACUUACAUGAUGGUCGCCGCAACCGCCGCCGACGUAAACAGAGGGAUCCUCGGAUGAUUGCAGCUCCUUGGGUCUUGGUUGGGUCUGAGGUUUAG